AGAAAAUGUAACAUCAGCCAUCUUACGAUCUUACGUCUCUUUUACAGAAGACAGCUUGUGGAAGACAACAUGAGCUCCUUGAAGCUGCAAAAGAGGCUAGCAGCCUCUGUUAUGCGAUGUGGCAAGAAGAAAGUCUGGUUGGAUCCGAACGAAAUUAAUGAAAUUGCGAAUACGAAUUCUAGUAAGUUGCGUUUUGAUGGUCUUAUUAUUAAGAAGCCUGUAGCUGUACAUUCGAGAGCUCGAGUUCGUAAAAAUACCGAAGCUAGACGCAAAGGUCGUCAUUGCGGUUUUGGUAAAAGAAAGGGUACGGCAAAUGCACGCACACCCCAAAAAGAUCUUUGGAUUCAAAGGAUGCGAGUCCUUCGUCGCCUUUUAAAGAAAUAUCGUGAAACGAAGAAGAUUGAUAGACAUCUGUAUCAUUCGCUGUAUAUGAAAGCUAAAGGUAAUGUUUUCAAAAAUAAGCGAGUAUUGAUGGAGUUCAUCCACAAAAAGAAGGCAGAGAAGGCCCGUGCUGAAAUGUUGUCCGAUCAGGCUGAGGCUCGACGCACCAAGGUCAGGGAAGCUCGUAAACGUCGUGCGGAACGCAUUGCGUCAAAGAAGCAAGAACUAUUGCAAUCGUAUCAACGUGAAGACGAUGCUGCAAAGAAGUAAACUGUGCGAUGUAUUUUAAGUAAAAAUUAUAUAAAUAAAAUGGAAAAAAAUCAUUU
Atta colombica is the source of this 707-nucleotide messenger RNA. It is a transcript of the gene RpL19, whose product is annotated as 60S ribosomal protein L19. Lineage: Eukaryota; Metazoa; Arthropoda; Insecta; Hymenoptera; Formicidae. Gene Ontology annotation, biological process: translation. Gene Ontology annotation, cellular component: ribosome; cytosolic large ribosomal subunit. The coding region runs from base 70 to 651 and encodes 193 amino acids. The record is from RefSeq and is a predicted model, not a curated record. Gene Ontology annotation, molecular function: structural constituent of ribosome; RNA binding. The transcript has 4 exons.